UAAAAUGGAGCGCGUCGGCGCAUAGUUGCGUGAUAAGUCAUUGGUGUGGGCGCGUCAAAUGUUUUAAACAUAAAGUCGAGCAGCAGACCCGUGUAGUAUUCGUGUUAAAUAAUGAACAAUAAUUUGUGGAAUAAAAGAGGCCAGGGGGCGGACGGUGAGCUGUAAUAGAUGUUUAUUGGGGAAUCGGUAAACCCGGACUGCGACCAAGCCGUCGUAUGUGCGGAUAUACGUGUGUAAUAAGAGUUCGGUCGGUACUUGGGGCCUCCGUCUUCUGUCGUUGGCUGCACUCGGUGCACGGGGCGGGCGGUUCCCACACGCAAUACAAGGCGAAGCAACAAGUGUCACCCGGAGUUUGAUUCGACCGAUAUACGAUUUGCGGCGCCGAUCUUAUCCUGGCCGAUUUCACGCCGACCGUACUUCUGCCAGGCGUUCCAGUCACUCGAAACGAGGACUAUUUGAACGAUUUAUUGAACGUGAUAUAGCAAAGAAUCGAAAAAUGGGAUGCGCCGUAAGCACUACCGGCGACAAGGAGGCUGCCGAGAGGUCUAAGAAAAUUGACAAAGAUCUCAGAAUGGAUGGCGAACGCGCUGCCAGCGAGGUCAAACUCCUACUUCUUGGUGCUGGAGAGUCCGGAAAAUCGACGAUCGUUAAACAGAUGAGAAUCAUUCAUGAAACCGGGUACAGUAAAGAAGAAUGCGAAGAGUAUAAACCGGUUGUUUAUAGCAAUACUAUACAGAGUCUAAUGACAAUUAUCAGAGCCAUGGGUCAGCUAAGAAUUGAUUUUGCAGACCCAAAUAAGGUGGAUAUUGCUAGGCAAUUUUUCACUCUAGCAUCGGCAGCAGAGGAGGGUGACCUGACGGGAGAGCUAGUUUUAUUAAUGAAGAGAUUAUGGCAGGACGCAGGAGUACAACUUUGUUUCACACGUAGCAGAGAAUAUCAGCUCAAUGAUUCGGCGGCAUAUUACCUCAAUGCUCUUGAUCGCAUUGCCCAACCCCAUUACAUACCGACACAACAGGAUGUUCUCAGGACCAGAGUCAAAACGACAGGAAUCGUUGAAACGGAGUUUUCGUUUAAAGGGAUUGACUUCAAAAUGUUUGAUGUUGGUGGACAAAGAUCAGAACGUAAAAAAUGGAUUCACUGCUUCGAGGGGGUAACAGCGAUAAUAUUCUGCGUUGCACUGAGUGGUUACGAUUUAGUCUUGGCCGAGGAUGAGGAGAUGAACAGGAUGAUAGAAUCAAUGAAGUUGUUCGAUUCGAUAUGUAACAGUAAAUGGUUUGUCGAUACGUCGAUAAUUCUGUUUUUAAACAAGAAAGAUCUGUUUGAGGAUAAAAUAACGAGGAGCCCUUUGACCAUAUGCUUUCCUGAAUAUAAAGGGCCGAAUACAUACGAAGAUUGCGCAUCAUACAUUCAAAUGAAAUUUGAAAACUUGAACAAAAGAAAGGACCGUAAAAAAAUAUACACGCACUUCACAUGUGCGACUGACACCAAUAACAUUCAAUUCGUAUUUGAUGCUGUGACUGAUGUUAUAAUUAAGAACAACUUGAGUAACUGCGGCUUAUUAUUAAGCUGAACAAUUUCAGAAUCCGUCGAUGAUGCCGAUUAAAUCAAAACAUUCUGAAUCCGCGACACGUCUAUAAUUUUCACCUCUAAUACUGGUUAUUAAUGGUUGAUAAAUAGAGGGCGUUCAUCAGUUUGGAAUGCUUUAAAAACUCGUGCGAAUUGUCUGUCCGGAUCAAAAAUAUAAAUUUUUCACCAAAUCUCAUCAGGCAUUUAGUUUUUAGACAUUAGGUGUUUAAUUAAAAUCUCCAUUCCUAGUACGCGAUACUUAAUCAAAAUGAAUCUAAUUUAAAUCAUAAUCCACGUUUGAUAGAAAAAAACUAAUUUUUUUUUUUUUUUUUUUUCGAAACGCAUGUUUUUACCGCACAGAAUCUCCGCGCAAAACUCGUCUUUAUAGUUUAUAGAAAAUCAUAGCAUGGCACUUUUCUAAUGUUUCUUUUUUUUUAUACUUUGUAUAUUAGACGUAAAUUAGCUUUAUUGCGCAUAAUAUACUCGAUAUAUCGUUUUAAUAACAAACUAUAACGCGGUCGUCUUUUGUCAGUUUCUGAACACCAAUUUUUAAUGUCUGGAAUUAUUAAUCAAAAAUUGAUGAGAUCGUAGGGUGCUUAAAAAGACUGUGUAUUCAGUAUUUCAUUUUUUGUUUCUACUUUUAAAUUGGAAGAUUUUAUUAUUCUAUUUCGGCCAAAAAUAACACGACAGAGAGAAAGCGUCGUAAAACCCGAAACUUCUCGCGAAAAUUUUAAUAAAAAUAUUUAAACGUCAUUGAAAAAAAUGUAUAAAAGUUUUACUGAAUUGAAAGAAAACUAUGUUUCCUCAAAUUGAAUAAAAAACCAAGCGAUUUUAAACAACAAUUUAUCAUUGUUUAACUGGAAAUUGACAACGUGCCUUUUUUUCGCUUCAUCGUACAAGUUUCUAUGAUUUUUUCGAUGAUGUUUGAUGAAAUUCAUCGCCGUAAGCCAGAUUGCAAGAAGAUAAAACCAAUAUUAGACUAGAUAUAUGAAACUUUUUUUAAACACCCUAGAUGUAUGUAUGUCUUUUAAGUAGCUCCAGCAAAUUUGGUUUUGUUCCGAUCGUGUUGUAGUUUAAAAAAUAGUCUGAAACAAUCGUCUCUGUAUAUAAUUUAUUAUAGUGGAAGAAGAAAGAAAAAUGAAAGAAAAUGUUGCAAAAAAAAAAGAAAAAGAGAAAGAGAAAGAAUCUACUGGAAUCUCAAAUCUAGUACCUAAAAUCUCUAAAAUGGAC
Messenger RNA from Neodiprion virginianus, 2796 nucleotides. It is a transcript of the gene Galphai, whose product is annotated as guanine nucleotide-binding protein G(i) subunit alpha. The record is from RefSeq and is a predicted model, not a curated record. Lineage: Eukaryota; Metazoa; Arthropoda; Insecta; Hymenoptera; Diprionidae. Bases 497 to 1570 code for a protein of 357 amino acids. Gene Ontology annotation, biological process: adenylate cyclase-modulating G protein-coupled receptor signaling pathway. The transcript is spliced from 4 exons. Gene Ontology annotation, molecular function: GTP binding; G protein-coupled receptor binding; G-protein beta/gamma-subunit complex binding. Gene Ontology annotation, cellular component: heterotrimeric G-protein complex.